Klebsormidium nitens is the source of this 396-nucleotide messenger RNA. The record is from the annotation of a GenBank genome assembly. Lineage: Eukaryota; Viridiplantae; Streptophyta; Klebsormidiophyceae; Klebsormidiales; Klebsormidiaceae.
AUGAAGGCUGCAGCAAGCGAGCAAAGGGCCCUGGAUGCAGAGAGUCGGCUGGCUGGCCUUGAAAAAGAGAUACGGCAGAACACAGAAAGACUGCGUUCACAAGGUACAGAAUCGCCUGGCGCUCUGGUUAGCGGAUCUGAGGGUGAUGAGGCGAGAAUGUCGCAUCUGGAGAAAGCGCGGUCCUGCUUGCUCUCACUGAACUGGAAGUGCGGGGAGGACGGGUCAACGGCGUUUGAGCAUGACCUUGCGCAAUUGCUUGCCAGGGAUCGCGACGAAAGCGAACGGGUAUGCUCUGGGCCCAUGGCGCGGCAGAAGGAAUGGAAAGAGGGGCUGUGGAGGCGGAGGGCCGAGGGGGUGCGCAUUCGGAAGCCCUAUUCAGAGCGGAGCGGAAAGUGA